This is a messenger RNA of Daktulosphaira vitifoliae (grape phylloxera), 1224 nucleotides long. RefSeq names its product NFU1 iron-sulfur cluster scaffold homolog, mitochondrial-like. Lineage: Eukaryota; Metazoa; Arthropoda; Insecta; Hemiptera; Phylloxeridae. Gene Ontology annotation, molecular function: iron-sulfur cluster binding; iron ion binding. The coding region runs from base 128 to 895 and encodes 255 amino acids. The record is from RefSeq and is a predicted model, not a curated record. Gene Ontology annotation, biological process: iron-sulfur cluster assembly. Gene Ontology annotation, cellular component: mitochondrion. The transcript is spliced from 6 exons.
UUUCAUCUACUUGAUAAGAAAAAAUAUAAAUUGAAAUUUCUGAUAACUUCACAUAAAGAAAUUUAUAAAUUGCGAAAAAAAAUUUUUGUAUUUUUUAUGUUAAAAUCAACUUAGUUUGCACAGUACUAUGUACCGAUUUAAGACAAUUUUUAAUCUUAUACCUAUGCUCUUUCGAGCUCAAAAUACAUUAGCAAAAUAUACAAAACCAUUAACUAAAAUUAAACAAAUACCUUUUAAUGUACCAUUAAGAUUAAUGUUUAUUCAAACACAAGAUACUCCAAAUCCAAAUAGUGUAAAAUUUUUACCAGGUGUUGAGGUGUUGGAUAAAGGACAUACUAUGGAUUUUCCAAAUGCAACUGUGGCACAAUGUAGUCCAUUAGCAAAACUAUUAUUUCGAAUCGAAGGAGUUAAAAGUGUAUUUUUUGGUUCUGACUAUAUAACUGUUACAAAAGUAGAUGAUGAAAUUGAAUGGAUGGUUCUUAAACCUGAAAUAUACGCUAUUAUUAUGGAUUUUUUUUCUAGUGGUUUACCUGUAUUAACUAAUGCAAAGCCUACCAGUGACACCCAGUUACUAGAAGAUGAUGAUGAAACUGUUAUGAUGAUAAAAGAACUUCUUGACAGCCGAAUUAGACCAACAGUACAAGAAGAUGGAGGGGAUAUUUUGUUUAUGGGAUAUGAUGCAGGAAUUGUUAAAUUGAAACUUCAAGGUUCAUGUAGCAGCUGUCCUAGUUCAGUGGUUACUCUUAAGAAUGGAGUACAAAAUAUGUUGCAAUUUUAUAUACCAGAGGUUGUAGCAGUUGAACAAGUAGAAGAUGAAAUUGAAGUACGUACUAAAGUUGAAUUUGAAAAAUUUGAAAAGAAACUACAAGAAAACAGUGACAAAAAAGAAUCAUAAUUCUAAUUUUUUUUUCCAUUAGCAAUUUAUUUUAGGAUUUUAUAUUUAAUAGAUUUUUUUAUUAAAAUCAUGCAAUUAGAUAUAAUUAGUUUAUUGUUAUUUAAUUAUUCCUUAAUUUAUUAUUUUAUAGUAUUGUUAUAUUUUUGAAAACAUUUUUUGUAAUCUUAAAUAAUAAUUAACUAACACAACUCUUAUGAUAACUUGGAACUAGAAUAAGUUAAUUGAAAUAUAAUGUACCUUUAUCUUAAUAAAGUAAGGUUUUACUAGAAAAACAAUUUUUUUUAUGAUUCUAUUUCAACAAAAAUAAAUGUAAAGGUUAUACCCUAGUA